This is a messenger RNA of Coniophora puteana RWD-64-598 SS2, 1641 nucleotides long. RefSeq lists its product as uncharacterized. The record is from RefSeq and is a predicted model, not a curated record. The coding region runs from base 1 to 1641 and encodes 546 amino acids. Lineage: Eukaryota; Fungi; Basidiomycota; Agaricomycetes; Boletales; Coniophoraceae. The transcript has 3 exons.
AUGUACCUCGUCGAGGGCAAGAAAGGAUCACCGGAUGAAGAUCUCGUCAAGGAUCACCUUUUCAAAAACGUUCUCGGCUCUGCCGCUUUCUUCACUCACGCAGAGGUGCUCGAUUUGCUCUCGCUCAACGGCUUCCGUUCCAUCUAUCACUGUUCCGUCCCCGUUUCCACGUCUUCAUCGUGCACGCUCUACUUCGUUGAGCGCCCUCAGGUGUCCUUUCCUCCUGUCGCCCCUCUCACCGACUCGGACGCCGAGAAGGACCUGUUGAGCGCCGUUUCGAGCGCUACUUCGCUCCGCGGGCCUCCGUCAACGGCUGAGUGGCACGAUCUUUGGGCAGCAUGGGACCUCGUCACGCUGAGCAUGAUCCCGCCAAGCAUGCUGCACCAGAAACCGAUCGACCUACGGCACAAGUGCUUGUUCUACAUCGGCCACAUCCCCACGUUCCUCGACAUGCUCCUGUCCAAAGCCCUGGACGAGCCCAACACGGAGCCCAAGAACUUCACCCAGAUCUUCGAGCGUGGGAUCGACCCGCAUGUCGACGACCCAGACCGCUGCCACCGACACUCUGAGGUGCCCGUCAACGACGAGGACUGGCCCACUCUCGCUACCGUCCUCGACUUCCGCACGCGCGUGCGGCAGCGGCUCUUGGCCCUAUAUGCCGACGUUGCGGCAGGCCGGAGGCAACUCUCGAGGCACAUUGCGAGGAUGCUUUGUAUGACGCUCGAACAUGAGGGCUGGCACGUCGAGACACUCCUCUACAUGCUCAUCCAGCGCGCCGGCACCGGCACGCUCCCUCCGCCGGGCUUCACCACGCCACCUUGGGCCGCUCUUGCGGAGCAGUGGAACGCGAAUCCAGCGCCGGAGACGGCCACUGUGACCCUCGGCCCCGUUGAUGUUACGCUCGGACAUCACGAUUCCGAGGCGGAGGACUUUAAGUCCUCACCAGACACGGACGGGGACAACAACGUGUACGACAACGUCAUGUCCCACGUCUUUGGGUGGGAUAACGAGUCCCCCGUUCGCACGGUGCGCGUCGGCGCGUUCCGCGCAGAGUGGAGGCCCGUCAGCAACUCCGAGUUCUAUGCCUACUUUGCCGCCUCCAGCGGUAGCGUGCCUAUCCCACCUAGCUGGGUUAUGAGCUCAGAGGACGCGAUGCCGAUGGUGCGCACGUUGUAUGGCCCGGUUCCCUUCGCCGUCGCGCAGCACUGGCCUGUUCUAACGUCGUACGACUCCAUGGUCGCGUACGCGCGCUCCAAGGGCGGGCGCCUGCCCACCGAGCCUGAGCUCCGACUUUUCCUGGAUACCUACGACGUCGGGCACUCUGGCGGCGCUAACGUCGGAUUCAGGAACUGGCAUCCCGUCCCUGCCACUGCUGGGCUCGACGACGUCAACGGCGGACGCGGGUCGAAUGGGGGUGUAUGGGAGUGGACGUCGACGGCGUUCGAGGGGCAUGAAGGGCUCGUGGGAACGCAGCAUUUCCCUGGGUAUUCCGACGAUUUCUUCGAUGGGAAGCAUCAGAUUGUGCUCGGUGCAUCCUAUGCGACUAUACCCCGCCUCGCAGCGCGCCGCACGGUACGCAACUUCUACCAGCACAACUACCCGUAUCCGUGGGUUGGUGCUCGUGUCGUGUACGACGCGUAG